GUUUUUUUUUUUGGUCUCUGCCGCUGUGGCAACACUAUUUAAGUAAUUAUUUCAGAUUAAAACAAAAAGCGCAAUGUUAACAUUAAUUGCAUAUUAAAAACGUGCUGGCCAGUAAAAUUCCUCAUUGUUAAUAACAGUAGAUUAGAUGCGCCAGCGACACAAGGAGAAGGCAACAGCUGCAGGUGCAAUUUCUUGAGAAUCCGAAGGCAAAAUGCAUAAAUGCUGCAUACAGACACAACAGGCCACGCUUACAAAGUCCACCACCAGCAUUGUUGAGACAGUUUACAGCAAGAAGAAGAUUGGCAGUAUUUGUAACGGUAUUGGCAAUAGCAUUAUGUCCAGUUGCCACAAUAAUGAUGGUGAUGAUGAUCAUAGUGCUGAUGAUGCCAUCUGUCCCGUAGUCAUAACAGAGGCCACACGGGCCCACAUUAGGCGUCGCGUUCGCACCGCCUUCGAUUUCUUUGACCAAACUUUGAUGCUCUACAAAAUCGUUCAGCUAAUAUUUUGCUUCAAUGGCGGCAAGGAUUGCACAGUGCUGCUCGAUCUGCUGAUGCGCUACUGCCAGGAGCAGAACAUCGACAGCGGCCAGAUACCGAUGCUCUAUAUUGAGUCGGACGAUUCUUUUGAGGAGAUCGAUGACUUUGUCAAGCACUGUGUGAAUCGCUACAAGGUGAAGCUCAUCAAAUACAAGGACUCACUGAAAGUGGCGCUCACCCAGAUGACGCAGGACCUGCCGCUCAUCAAGGCUGUCUUUGUCGGCAGCCGAAACACGGAUCCCUAUUGUGGCAAUCUGAAAGCCAUGCAGAAAACGGACAGCGAUUGGCCGGAUAUGAUGCGAUUGAAUCCCUUGCUGGAAUGGAGCUAUCAUGACAUCUGGCACUAUAUACACAUGUAUAAGGUGCCCUACUGCAGUUUGUAUUCUCGCGGCUAUACAUCGAUUGGCUACAAGUCCAACACCUUCCAAAAUCCGCAUUUGCUCUGCACCGAGUGUGCUAUGGUUGUAGAUGCUGCAGCUGCGCCAACAUCCGAUGCUAUCGCCACACCUUGCUACAGGCCCGCCUGGGAGCUGGUCGAUCCCACAACGGAACGGGCCGGACGACGCAGUCACAAAUAGUCGCUAACAAUUUAGUUAAUAAUA
This is a messenger RNA of Drosophila hydei, 1138 nucleotides long. RefSeq names its product FAD synthase (gene Flad1). The record is from RefSeq and is a predicted model, not a curated record. The coding region runs from base 212 to 1114 and encodes 300 amino acids. The transcript has 3 exons. NCBI's taxonomy places the organism in Eukaryota, Metazoa, Arthropoda, Insecta, Diptera, Drosophilidae. Gene Ontology annotation, molecular function: FMN adenylyltransferase activity. Gene Ontology annotation, biological process: FAD biosynthetic process.